AUGGCAUCAAACAGUGCACCAGAGCUAGCAUAUGAUGAGGGAAAUUAUAUAACAUGCUCGGCGUGUAAAGAACAAGAUAAAAAUACAGCAGCUGACAACUAUUGCGUUGAUUGUCAGGACUGCUACUGUUCCGAAUGUUUGAAACUGCACGAAACACUUCCUGCUUUGAAGAGCCACAAACUCCUUGAUACAGAUGAUGACAAAAUAUGUCAGCUUAAAAUGAUACCAACUAAAAAGUGUGAAAAACAUAAUUACAAAGCCGUUGACAUGUUUUGCAAGAAUCAUGAUGAGGUCGGGUGUGCAACUUGUAUGGCCACGGAUCACAGGACCUGCAAAGAUGUGCUCUACAUUCCAGAAAUGAUUAGGACGAGUCCAGAUAAAGAAUGUCAGGAAAGUAUUGCUGCUUUAGAAAAGCAAUUUUACGAGCUCCUCGACAGAUUCAAGAAAGAAGAUUCAGAUCUAGAGACAAAUAAACAAACGGAAAUAGACAAGAUUAAUUCAUAUGCAAAAGAGAUUGAAAAUAAAAUCAAACAAGCUGCUGAAGACGCUAGCUCUCAAGUUGAAAAACGGUAUCAGAAACUCAAAUCAUCGGUGAAAGAGAAUACUGUGGCAAUUAAGGAAAAGUUUGACGAUUUCGAAGUUAUUAAAGAAUGCAUUGGAGCAACAACGCAAAACAAGUCACAAGCAUUUGUGUCUUUUAAACUAAACAAAGGUAAAAUUGCUGCAAGCAAACAGGCGUGUGAAGAAUUUUCACAUAUUGAACUAGGCCAAAGAGUUCAAUUCACACUAGAUCCCAAUUACAAAAUACUAAUUGGGAACCUGAUUAUAUUAGGAAAUGUUCGAAUACAGCCAUAUAGCUUUGUGCACAAAGGUAGCUUUGACAUACGCUUGCCAUCAGACAAAUUUAGCAUUGAUAUACACGGAUCUUGCAUUCUAUCAAACGGUUCAAUCAUUUUGGCAGAUAAUAAAAACAAUAACAUUAAAAUGGUUGACGAUAAGAGUCGCUAAAAGUUGUUGAUCAACAUAUAUUUCAGUCUACAUCCACCGACGUUUGCUCCAUAGAUAGAAAAGAGAUCGCAGUAUGUUUACCACAUGAGAACAAAGUUUCAGUUUUUAUUGUGAAUGAUAAAUUUUCUCCAAAAUUUGAUAUUGGAGUGAAUUUUAUUUGCACAGGAAUAUUCUAUCAAGAUAACCUUUUGUAUAUUUCUGGCGGAACAUGUGUACGCUUAGUCGAUUUUACUGGCAAACUGUUAAACUCAAUUGCAGAACAGUGUACAAAGGAUAUAAAAAUUUCAAGGCUUCACGAUAUAAUCGUAAGUGAUAAAAGCAAAAAUAUACUUGCUUGUGAUAACACCAGCAACAGUAAAGGUGUCAUCUGUUUUGAUAAAGAUGGGGAGAUUCUAAAUAGAGUUACAGAAGAGAUAGUUUGGCCACAUGGCUUAGCAGAUGCUGGACACGGCAAACUGUUUGCAUGCGGAUAUUCGUCUAAAAAUGUUAUACUUUUGAAUGAUAGAGGUGAAUUUGAAAAGGUUGUUAUUACCAAUUUGUCAGGUCCCCAAGCUUUGUGUUUUGAUAUCAAAAUAGGACGUUUGUAUGUUCCGAACAAUGGAAAAGAUAAAGUAGAGAUAUAUGAAACUGAAUGAAUAUUCAAAAUGUGAAGGGGAUAUCAAACAAAUGAAAUGAAAUAAUCUAGAAACAACUGAAUUUCAAAUGUGCAGACCAUAAACUGUUCUUAAAAAACUAAAUACCUUUGCCCCAUCCUGCAACAUAUAUACAGUGCGGAAUCCAUAAUAACAUGA
Molecule: messenger RNA, 1799 nt
Organism: Ruditapes philippinarum (Manila clam)
Lineage: Eukaryota; Metazoa; Mollusca; Bivalvia; Venerida; Veneridae
Product: E3 ubiquitin-protein ligase TRIM33-like
Exons: 2
Coding region: 1-1008 (335 amino acids)
Biological process (GO): positive regulation of DNA-templated transcription
Cellular component (GO): chromatin; nucleoplasm
Molecular function (GO): zinc ion binding; ubiquitin-protein transferase activity
Source: RefSeq, a predicted model, not a curated record